ACUCAAAUUUUGCCAGAUACUUCAAGAUAUAUUAAAAUUUUCGUUGUUAUUUUAGAAUAACAACCUGUAGAAUUUAAUUUAAGUUUCAUAUCUACAUUUGUGCGAUAUAUUCACUUGAGAAGCGCCGUUUAAAAAGAAUAAUGACUUUGAACAGGAAACCCACCUAUACAUUUACGGAUUUAAAUAAAGAUCUUAAUGACCUGUAUGUAUAUUUAAAAAAAGAAAAAUAUACGGAAAAAGAAAUUAAAAACCUUAUGUUACCAUUAACUUCCAAACUAACAGAAGAAAACAAAACAUUACUAAAGAUUCUUCAUAGUUGUUUAAUAUUUUUUCUGGUACUUGCUGUAAUUUAUUUUUUCACUUAUUGGGACAAAUUUUAUUGGAACUUAACAGCGUUAACAAGAAUUUUUUUGAUAAAAAUACUAAAUUUGUAUGACUGGAGAUAUUUAAAAAACGAAAUGUGCUUAAUAGAUAAAAAUCUAUUUCAAAAUAAAGCUAUAUUUCAACAAGAACUGGCUUUUGAAUGUGAUCUAUGUGAAUCAGUACAGAAUCUAGAUGAAAUCGUGUAUAAUUAUGAAGAUAUAGAUAGUGAUUUUAUUGAAAGAUUAUUAAAAUUAGAUCGCCCAAUCUUGAUACGAGGAGGUAUAGAACACUGGACUCAGCACUCCCCCGAAGAUUUUGUGAAUAUUUUGACAUCUGACGUAGAUUUUUCUACAUCAGUCCCUUGCAAAUUAAGCAGCAAUAUAUUCAGCUCUAGAGAAGACUCAACAGAAGCCAAAAGUCUGAUCUUUAAAACAUCGUUUUUUGAAUCCUUUUUUCUGCAUUUUCAAAACUGUGAAAAACGCGCUGUCAGAGUUUUUCGAAAUAUCACAUCAAGACCUGAUAUUGUACCGGAUGUUAUGAGCCCAGUCACAUUGAAUUGGUUAUUGUGGAGCAAAAACUACAAUGUUUCCAAGUUUAAACCAAUCGAUUUAGUAGAGAAGUACACUAUGAUUGGUCAGAUUUUUGGAGGUAUAGUACUGAAAUUAAUACCUCGAAAAAAUUGCAAAGAAAUUUGUGCGGUACUCGAAGUACCGUUGUAUGAGAAUGAGUUUAUUUUGUUUAGCAGUUUGUGGGAUGUUGAGUAUAAGCCUUUUGGGAAGGGAGAAAAUUUAGGAGCUGUUUUAGAGAUUAAAGGAUAAAUAAUUCUUGUUUAUAAAUGUUUUAAAUUGAUUUGUGAAGGUUUUGAUAAGAAAUAUAGUA
Sitophilus oryzae (rice weevil) is the source of this 1242-nucleotide messenger RNA. RefSeq lists its product as uncharacterized. The record is from RefSeq and is a predicted model, not a curated record. The transcript is spliced from 2 exons. The coding region runs from base 141 to 1181 and encodes 346 amino acids. Lineage: Eukaryota; Metazoa; Arthropoda; Insecta; Coleoptera; Curculionidae.